Phycodurus eques (leafy seadragon) is the source of this 2483-nucleotide messenger RNA. It is a transcript of the gene med30, whose product is annotated as mediator complex subunit 30. Bases 105 to 656 code for a protein of 183 amino acids. Lineage: Eukaryota; Metazoa; Chordata; Actinopteri; Syngnathiformes; Syngnathidae. Gene Ontology annotation, cellular component: mediator complex. The record is from RefSeq and is a predicted model, not a curated record. Gene Ontology annotation, biological process: positive regulation of DNA-templated transcription. The transcript is spliced from 5 exons. Gene Ontology annotation, molecular function: transcription coregulator activity.
CCGCCGGAGCAGAGAACUUGACAUGCAAUCAACACAGGCAAAUUAUUAUCACCACACAGGCAAAUAAGGGUCUGAACCGCUUCAAUCAUCAACCUGCUGUCUCCAUGACAACCCCUCCACUAGUGUCACCUUUUACCGGGCAGCUACCGCCUCAGCAGCAGCAGCAGCAGCAGCAGCAGGCCCAGGCAACUCGUGAUGUUAACACGGCCUCGCUGUGCCGCAUUGGCCAGGAGACUGUCCAAGACAUUGUCCUCAGGACCAUGGAGAUCUUCCAGCUCCUCAGGAACAUGCAGCUGCCUAAUGGAGUCACUUACCACCCCAACACCCACCAGGAUAGACUGGGAAAACUCCAGGAACAUCUUCGUAUGCUUUCUGUGCUGUUCCGCAAGCUGCGCCUUGUCUACGACAAAUGUUCCGAAAACUGUGCUGGGCUAGACCCAAUACUUCCCGAGCAACUGAUACCCUUUAUGGAUGACGAUGGCACCAAACAUGAUGACCACUCAGCCGGCCAGAACCGCCCUACUGCCGAGGACAGGAGAGAAAUCCAGGAGGUCAACAAGAAGCUGAAGCAGAAGAACCAGCAGCUGAAGCAGAUUAUGGAUCAAGUCCGCAACCUCAUCUGGGAAAUCAACUCCAUGCUGGCCGUCAGAAGCUGAAGCGCAAACCACAGUCCGCACGCGCACGUGCACAUACACACACCCCGAGGACAAGUGGACCCAUGAAGAUACGGCAGAUUUGCUGAGGUGGCACUUUACUGACAAAGCCAAGACUUUAUUUCCUGACGAGGAAAGUGGAAAGAUGAAGACGAAAGGGCGUCACACUAACCCAGCGGUGAGUUGGAAGUAGGCAAAACAUGAUAUUUUCGGACAUCUGUCUACCUCAACAGUCAACGUUUUAAUCACGUUUUAAUCAGCAUUGAUUUCAAUUGAUUCUCUGUGUUUUAAUGUAUUUGUAGCUCCAUAGAGUUUAUAUCUGUAGAAACACACAAAAUCUAUUCAAUCCUCUUAUUUUGUGCGAAUGAUGAGCUUAAAUGUCUUAAAUGUUUCAGAUUUAAUAAACUUAAAUGCUGAAAUAAGACAAACUUAUUAUAUUAUAAUUUCGGUCAUGAUUAACUCUUCACCUCCAGAGUUUUGUUUAAAUACACAAUAUUUUUUUUGUAAUCUACACCAGUUGACUAACAUGCAUGUGAUAUGGUGUUCAUUCACUAAUAAGUGCGCUAGAAACACUGUAGACUUUAAUUACUUGUGCUGAGAUCACUUAUAACGACACAGGUUAUACUAACAUAGCAAGUCACAGGUUCUUGCAGGUGUUUAGACACUCAAAAGAAGAAUCCCACCGCACCACUCGACAGUAGCGCUGCCUUGCUCAUUUCCCCCACAUCCUGUCCUGCCCUUUUCCGUCCUCCUGGCUAGUUAUUGCAUGUCCUCACCGGGUGUCCCCCUUCCAACCCACAAAUAACUGUUGUAAUGUUACUUGUGUUGAAAUAGCUAGACUGCCUCACUAUUGUUCUGCUGUGGUUCUCACCCCUUGGCCACUCUGUUCUGCAAGGCCAUGUAGCUGAACAGGACAGGUUUUAAGAAAAACUAGAAACAAAACAACUUGAACACUAACAAAUAAAAAAUAGCCGAUAAAUGGAAUGAGUAUCUUUGAGUUGAUGAGUGGUGAGCCUUACCAUACCUGAUACUUUUUUUUCUUACAAAUCAUUACUAAAGACAAUUGACAGUGCAAUACGCGUUUUCAAAUAAUUUGCCUCAGUUAUAUAUUAGCGUAAAAAAGGUCUAUCCUCAUUCCGCAUUAGUAGUUUUCAUUUUUGGAAAGUGCAUGUUGGACUUCCAUCUAAGUUGGACUUUUUUUGUACAGUUGAAACCUUCAAAUUUGAAGUCCCCUGAUGUUGGUGCGCAACAUAAGGUAUAAUACUAAUUUGAACGACGUGACAGCCGCUAGCGGCCGUUGAGAGUCAGCUGAAAGUCUUUGCGCGCUGUAAUCUAAAUGAGUUAAAUGAAGUAACACAGUGGUGUGAAAAUUAAGACUCACGAACAAAAAAUGAACAUUAAUGACUCACUAACAAAUUGGACUGUGUUCAAUCUUUGAGGUUCCGCUGAAUCAGACUUUUCAGAAAGAGGCAUGCUUCACAAAAGACUCCAUUUGGAGCCACCCAGAAGCAGGUUCAGUGCUUAUUUAUCAUCCACACCGUAAUGUCAGGUCCUCAUGUAUACAUGACAAUAUCAGUGUCUGAUACGGUUGUGUUCGAUAAAGCGGGAACACACUUGCUUUUCUAUAAAGCAUUACCACACCUUUGUCCUCAUCAAAGGAGGAUAGAUGCAAUUUUGAAGCAAAAAACAAAAGCCUCACUGUGUGUCUGAUUAAUAAACCUUAGUGGUCAACCACUUACAGGAUUUUAUUAUGUUCCAGGGGGCAUUGCUGCAUGGAGGCUCUAUAAUUACUGUACAAAUGUGUGCUCACACAGUGGAAACGGAGGUUAG